Molecule: messenger RNA, 1997 nt
Organism: Striga asiatica
Lineage: Eukaryota; Viridiplantae; Streptophyta; Magnoliopsida; Lamiales; Orobanchaceae
Source: the annotation of a GenBank genome assembly
GUUUUUGAUUCACCCAAGUUCUCUAUCGUUUCAUGUUCGGAAUCUAGUCAUCCAAUUCGUUUUCAGCAUUUUGGGGAAGCUAGUAGCAUAAAGAUACAAGCUUUCGAGAUCCUUGGUUCAGAUUCCAGUGCCGGGGCAUGCGCUUGGUUAACCUCGGGCAACAGCACUCGGGCCCGAGGCCCGAUCACCAUAUUUAUAAUAGCUGGCCUCUGUUCCUUUUUCUACCUGCUGGGCGCGUGGCAGAGGAGCGGGUUCGGAAAAGGGGACUCCAUAGCACUGCAAAUGACCAAAACCGACGAAAAUUGCGACAUCCUCCCGAACCUCAAUUUCGAGACCCACCAUGCUAGCCAGGCUGGCGUGAUCGACGACCCGUAUUCAAGAAAGCCAGUAAUGUACAAACCGUGCAGCCCAAAGUACACCGACUACACUCCUUGCCAGGACCAAAGGCGAGCCAUGAAAUUAUCCCGUGAGAAUAUGCUUUACCGCGAAAGGCACUGCCCACCUAAGGAAAAAAGGCUCCGUUGCCUUAUUCCAGCUCCUGAUGGGUAUGUGUCCCCAUUCCCAUGGCCGAAGAGCCGUGAUUAUGUUCCUUAUGCAAAUGUACCGUAUAAGAGCUUGACAGUAGAGAAGGCUAUUCAGAACUGGGUUCAGUAUGAAGGGAAUGUGUUUAGAUUUCCUGACGGGCUGUAUAUGAAUGAAGUCGAUCGUGUGCUUAGACCUGGUGGUUACUGGGUGCUUUCGGGCCCACCCAUCAAUUGGAGGACCAAUUACCAGGCAUGGCAGAGGCCCAAGGAAGAACUCGAGGAGCAGCAGAGAAAGAUUGAAGAGGUUGCUAAGCUUCUCUGCUGGGAAAAGAAAUCCGAGAAAGGUGAAAUUGCUAUUUGGCAGAAAUCAAUGGAUACAGAUUCAUGUCGUGCAGCACAAGAAAAUUCGGGAGCUGAGUUCUGUAAAUCUGAAGAUACUGACAAUGUCUGGUACAAAAAGAUGGAGCCGUGCAUUACCCGUUAUGACAUUGCUAACAGUAGUGAACUCAAACCAUUCCCUGAGAGGCUUUACUCUGUACCCCCACGAAUUGCUAGUGGCUCGAUUCUUGGCGUGUCAGUCGAGGCGUACAAAGAGGAUAACAAGCAAUGGAGAAAGCAUGUGAAUGCCUAUAGAAAGAUUAUCAAGAUUAUCGACUCCGGAAGGUUCCGGAACAUUAUGGAUAUGAACGCCGGAUUUGGGGGAUUUGCAGCGGCACUCGAGUCUCCCAAGCUGUGGGUUAUGAAUGUUGUGCCCACUAUUGCCGAUAAGAAUACUCUUGGCGUUAUAUAUGAAAGAGGGUUGAUCGGCAUCUAUCAUGACUGGUGUGAGGCCUUUUCCACGUACCCACGAACAUACGAUCUCAUUCAUGCGAAUGGUGUGUUUAGCUUAUACAAGGAUAAGUGUGAUUUUGAAGACAUUUUGUUGGAGAUGGACCGAAUUCUUCGGCCAGAGGGAACCAUUAUAUUCCGAGACAAUGUGGAUGUGCUCGUGAAAGUGAAGAGAAUGAUCGGUGGCUUGAGAUACGAUUCUAAAAUGGUCGAUCAUGAAGAUGGGCCCCUUUUUCCCAAAAAAUUACUUUUUGCCGUGAAGCAGUAUUGGGUAGGCAACUCAACUUCCGAGCAAUAAGACAUAUAAAACAGAAGAAAACCCAACAAAAAUUCUUGGAUUCUCGCAAAGGAAAAGAAAGAGAGAAAUUGCAGAAGACAUGAGAAAAUCGUGCUGGAGAAAAAGGGGCAACGUAUUGAUUAACUAUACUUUGCUAUAGAAAUGUGUUAUCAACCCCUAUUUGUAGUUAAGCACAUCUGACUGCAAGGUGGGGAAAGAGGAGCGAAAAACUGCGCUUCAACUUAUAUUUUGUUAUUAUUCUUGUACCACAAAUUUUGAAGGUUGUGUGUAAUGUGUAUGUUAAAUCAUGGAUAGAGUUUAAGACAUCAGAGUGAAGUGAAGUGAAGUUACUGCAUAUUGUCAGAAUG